UCGAAUCUAACUGCUACAAAAAAAAGUGUUUUGUUAGUUACGGUGUCAUACCUCAAGUAAUUACUUUUCCUACCAUACAUUAAUUUUUUUAAAGUAACUUUUGGGGUUGUUUUCUGUAGAUCAAUGGUUUGCGGUCUUUGUCCAUGACCAGUCUGAGUUGUUGUCCUGAUUCUUUCUUUCAGACGUAGCCUAAAAUAGUUUUUUUUUAAUGAAGAAAUGCGCAUUUUUCGUCUAUUUUCUUCCUUUGCACCCGGGAAUUAUCCAAAAUGAACGACCACGACACGAUUACUGAAUGCUCAAAUGAUGUCUUUGUUCACUUUGCAGAAUCUCUGCACAUAUUUACAGGAUUAUUGACAGUUGCCACUGUAUGCGGGGUUUUUUCUGGAAUAAUAGCUGCAGCCCUUCUGUAUGUGUUUUGCCUGAAGCCUAUGCUUCUAACUCGACAAGGCUAUGAUGCCAGAAGACUGUUUGAGGGAGACGACCAGGAUAGGGAGAACAACCAAAGUGACUGUGUCAGCAACAGCAAGAAGGGUGUCCAAAGUGCCACUACCAAUGAAAAAGAAAAGAAGCAGCCACCCGUGAACAGCGAUGUGGCUGCUUUUGCAUCACGGGCAAAGGUGGUGUACCCCAUCAACCAGAAAUACAGACCCUUAGCGGAUGGAGCCUCCAACCCCUCACUGCAUGAGCACUCCAAGCUGCCUGUCCUCCCCAAUGGAGAGUCCUCGUCGGGCUCCAGCGGGGAUUCACUGAGCCAGGACCAGGACAACGACGACAGCAGCCAGUACAUCUCCUCCUCACUGGUCCCCAAGAGUAUGCAGAACGAGAGCUUCACCAGGGUGGCCCUCUACCCCCACACACUCUCUCAAACAGGUUUUGAGGGCAGGAUCAGCCUGUACUGUCUGGCCCUGCAGGACGUGCAGAUACACUGUUCACAGGUCCUGGAAGAGAAAUGUGUGCUCUUUCUCCAAAUUCUCAGAAUUAUACUCAGUGGUCGUUUUCCCAAGGAUAAAAAGGAUUCAGGUUUUUACACCAAUGUUCUUCUCCUGCAAGAAAAGGAACUGGGUUUAUUAAAGAAAGAACUGUCAGCCAGCCUGUUUGCCUGUGAAAGAAACAAAGAUUUAAGUUCAGAUCCUUGUACCCUGGAGGAGAUCGAAAGAACUCAGAAAGAUCUACUGGAGCAGGCGCUUCAAAUGACCAAGGGCUUUAGCAAGCAGGUGGAGGCCUUCUGCCAGAGCCUCCUGGGCAGGUCCAGUGUUCUCCCCAGAGAAGAGGCCCAGGAUGUCAUCCACACCCUUAUCCACUGUCUCCUAUUGGUUGAAAACCAGCUAACUGAGACUCAGGCCGCAGACAUGAAGAGGACCCAGGAGAAGCUGUUGUGGUGGGAGGAACUGAGGGGUGUGCUGCAGGCCAAGCCGGCCCUGCUCCGGCAGGAGGCGUCCCUCAGACAGGACCUGGUGGCCCGAAGCCUGGAGCAGCUGACCAGUGACGGCCACCUGACCUUCGCCACCAUGGAGAAGACCCUGGCCGAGCUGCAGGCAGCCCUGACCGAGGGGCUGCAGCACUGCAGCGAAGAAUGCAGGCUAAAGACCAAGGAGCUUGUGUAUGAAAAGUGCAAGAAGAUCGACUCCAAGAAGAAGAAACUCCUGAGGACUCACGCAAAGGAGAGAAGCCGUGUCCUGGAUUCUGCACAGACGCACAGCGACCUACAGGAAUUUGUAAAGGUGUACCAGGAGCUGCUUCUGAAACAGAGGAAGCAGAGCAGUGACUUGGAACUGCAGCAGGAUGGGAGAGUGGCAGAGGCAGUGUGUGAUCUUUGGAGGAGGCAUCAUGCCACCUGGUCCAAGAAGCUGGGAGAGCUGGCCAAAGACAUCUUCCUAUCUGCUCUCCCUGCUCAGCCCCAGUUGUCCACAGACCAAGGCCAGAGGCUAUGGCUGGAUCUAGAUGGUGACCUGGUUGCACUGCUGCAGCAGGCAGAGUCCAAUACCAAACGGCAACUGGAGGGUGUACAUGCUCAAUUGGAGCAAGAUGGACAGGUAUGGUGUGAAGAAGCAGCCCUGGUGCUGGCCUGCCUCAGACACCUAGGUGAACAGCAGCUGAAGAUCCUUAGAGGCAUGGUGGUCAGACAGAGCUAUGUGCUUAACAGCCAUGUGGGGAUGUUGAUUGAGAAGAAACAGCACCUCCUGCUGGUGGCGGUGCAGAGGCACUUUGUGGCCAGACACUUCUGUCUGAGGGUCUUGAAGGAGAUGAGGUUGUCCAAGCUCAAGGUGCUGUCUCAGAGUGACUUCAGGGCCCUGCUGUCUCUAGAGGACCACACCCAGACCACAGUCAGACCAAUGCUCCCCAAAGCCCAGCAUCAGGAAUCCAGUGCCAGUGUUGCCGAGAGGCACCUGGGUCCGGAGACGCAGCUGAUUGGCCACAGCUUCCAGCAGGAGUUCCUGUCGGAGCUGGAGACCGGGGCGGAGCUCCUGCAGGCCAACGCCCAGCAGCUGGUGGGCCACGCCCUCAGCCAGAGCCUCUGGCAGCAGAUGGACCAGGCCCCUCCCGCUAGGCCCCAGCCUGACCGCGGAAGGAAGAGUCAGUUGACGGAGGUAGCGUCGGAGAGUGUGUACGUGACCCGGGAUUCCCUCAGUGCUCUGGUCACCAGCUACUACUCUCAGAUCCAGGACAUCACCAAGGGCCUUCAGCAGCAACACCCUAACAGGGCCAAAGAGGAGUGUGAACGACGAGAGAGCAGCUCUCAGAUGAACAAGGCCCUGCUAAAGGAGCUGGCCAACUGGGGGAGGAAGCCCAUGUCCACCGAGUUUCAUCAGAGGGUUGAACUGCAGAAGAAAAGGAUGUUGGAACAGUAUGAAUUGGAGCAGGAGGUUGCAUGUGAGACUCUGAGGAGAAGGAAGUUAGCCCAGGAACAAACCAUGGAGCGAAUCAAAGGACAGUUACAGGAGGCAGAAGAGGCCUUCAUAGCUAAACUGUCUGCCUUAGCUCGGAUCCCACUAUCCUGCAAAGAGCUCAACACUGAGGAUGACAUCAUAGGGGAGGAGAGUCCAACAUUGAAUCCAACAUUGUGGAAGAGGCGAGAGAGGCGGGAGCGUGAAACUCUGCUCACCAAUCCAACACUUUUAUUUUCAUGACAGGGAGUGUGCAAGUGUACACUUUAGGAGGCUAGAUAAUUGGAACACAACUAUGUUUAUUACCACCUGA
Molecule: messenger RNA, 3198 nt
Organism: Coregonus clupeaformis (lake whitefish)
Lineage: Eukaryota; Metazoa; Chordata; Actinopteri; Salmoniformes; Salmonidae
Product: ellis-van Creveld syndrome protein-like
Exons: 20
Coding region: 267-3128 (953 amino acids)
Biological process (GO): smoothened signaling pathway
Source: RefSeq, a predicted model, not a curated record